AUGGAUUCUUUCAAAGCAAACUACGAGGACGAGGAGUACUACCAUGGAUUGCUCCCGAGAGAGGAUCUGCCGCUGCUUUUGCGAGCACCGGGCGACUUUCUCCUGCGGACAUCACAAUCAAAGUUAACCGAAGAACGAAAGCUGAUUCUCUCACUGGCUGUUGCGCCCGAUCCUACGAAUCCAACAAUUUCAACACCGAAGGAAGGCAAUAGUGGAAUUGGAGCGGUUGUUCCAUCGCACAUCAGUGGAUCCGCAUCGGCUUUGGCUGAGACUGAAAAGCGACAACACCCACACCCAAAGAAACCUGAGAGUUCUGGCCUUCGGCGUUCGCGUGAGGGGACACGAAAGCUCAAGACUGGUGACAACGCCGCAAGAGCCCAUCCAUCCGUUUCGAAGAUUUCGAUGAUGAAGCCGCACACAAAAACUACCCGACUUUCGAAAACCAGCCACGAGAAGAAGCCUACCGAAAGUUCCGACAUUGUCAACUCAGGAUGCAGUGCACCAAGCAACUCAGGAUCCAGUGUGCCUGGUAGCCUGAAGUCAACGCUCCGCCACUUUAUUCUCACUCCAGAGGUAACGACUCCACCGUCUCGCUGGACAAACGAUAAAACGCUCACGGCAGACACCCCCGGUGAACUUAUCCAAAUGUAUCGGCUCUCUAGGCAACCGAUAGAUAAGAAAUCUCCAAACACGGUGCUCAUCAAUCCAAUCAAACGACCACCUUGGGAACUCAGACACGACAAUGUGACUCUGCAAAAGAAAAUCGGCGAAGGACAGUAUGGUGAUGUGUGGACUGCAAAGCUUCGUAUUCGGCCACAUGUAGGCAUCAACAAGGAAAUCGAUGUGGCGGUGAAGCAAACAAAAACGGAGGAGAGCAUGAGCAAGGAAAAGAUUAAGGAAGUGAUGAAAGAGGCCCGUUUGAUGCGAAAUGUCGAUCAUCCGAAUGUUGUGAAGCUUUACGGUGUGGUGGUCGAAAGGGAGCCGUUGUUGAUUGUCAUGGAACUGGUGGACGUCGGAGGACUCGACAAAUAUUUGUUGCUUACUGGAGAUAAGUUGAAUGCCGAACUUAAAAUCUCGUUCAUUCAAGAUGCCGCAUGGGGAAUCGAAUACCUUCAUCACAAACGAAUCAUUCAUUGUGAUUUGGCAGCCCGAAAUUGUUUGAUUGCUACGACGUAUCAAGGACUUAUGGUGAAAAUCUCGGACUUUGGACUUUCGCGAGAGGGUGAAACCUAUUCCCUCCGAGAGAAGAAAAAGAUGCCGGUGAAGUGGCUCGCACCAGAGACAAUCGAAACUUUGACAUUUUCGCUUAAGAGUGACGUUUGGGCCUUUGGAGUUCUUGUGUGGGAGGUUUUUGCGAACGCCGAGGAACCGUACAAUGGAUUGACGAAUGCGGACACGAAAGCAAAGGUGUUAGCUGGUGGACGGCUCGAAUUUCCGAUCACCACGCCGGCUGAAAUUCAACUACUCAUUUUGAAGGACUGCUGGGAGCAAACGAGCGUGAAACGAGCCACGAUGACUGUGGUGUCUCAAAAACUCGAGGUGAUCAGUGGGAAAACGCCACCCGAUCAACAGCAAUCGGUACGUCGUACAGUUCUUCAAGGAAACCAGAGCACUCAACCGAUUCAACAACCGCCCAAACCACAGCCACAUCAGCUCCCAUCGAUCAAGCAGCAAGUCGCCGGCUCUCAACACGCCGCCCAGACCCCAGUACAAAGCAACAUGAAGCCUCUCGUAAAGCCCAAGUCUCAGCACAAAGUGAGCAAAGGAGUGUCGAAUGACCACGGAACUAAAUCGGGUCGCCGAAAGCAU
Mesorhabditis belari is the source of this 1809-nucleotide messenger RNA. The record is from the annotation of a GenBank genome assembly. Lineage: Eukaryota; Metazoa; Nematoda; Chromadorea; Rhabditida; Rhabditidae.